Molecule: messenger RNA, 3654 nt
Organism: Lutra lutra (Eurasian river otter)
Lineage: Eukaryota; Metazoa; Chordata; Mammalia; Carnivora; Mustelidae
Gene: RNF125
Product: ring finger protein 125
Exons: 6
Coding region: 292-990 (232 amino acids)
Biological process (GO): protein polyubiquitination; ubiquitin-dependent protein catabolic process
Molecular function (GO): ubiquitin protein ligase activity
Source: RefSeq, a predicted model, not a curated record
CCCAGGAGCCCGGGCUGUCGCAUCGCGCACGGUGCGGCUGCCGCCUCCGCCUGCACGUCUCCGCCGAGGCCGCCAGCGAAAGCCAGUUCCAGGCGCGGCGGCGGCGCACUCGUCUGCCCUAGACGGAGGUUGGGCGCCGGAGCUGAGGCUGCUGCUAGGCUGGUCUAGCUGGACGCGCUGGGAGGCGGCGAUCACAGCUGGGCCGGGACUUCCUUCCUCUACCGCAGGACAACAAAACAACCGGCAGCAGGCACUGAGCUCUUGGCCGCUGUCUGGGCGGGAAGCGCAGCAAUGGGCUCCGUGCUGAGCAGCGAUAGCGGCAAAUCCGCCCCCGCCUCGGCCGCCCCGCGGGCCCUGGAGCGCAAGGGGGACCCCGAACUGCCCGUCACGUCCUUCGACUGUUCUGUGUGCCUCGAGGUGUUGCACCAGCCGGUCCGGACCCGCUGUGGCCACGUAUUCUGCCGUUCCUGUAUUGCUACCAGUCUAAAGAACAACAAAUGGACCUGUCCUUAUUGCCGGGCCUAUCUUCCUUCAGAAGGAGUUCCAGCAACUGAUGUAGCGAAAAGAAUGAAAUCCGAGUACCAGAAGUGCACUGAGUGUGACACCCCGGUUUGCCUCAGCGAAAUGAGGGCACACAUAAGAUCUUGUGAGAAGUAUAUAGAUAAGUAUGGACCGCUGCAGGAACUUGGGGAGACCACAACCAGGUGUGUGUGUCCAUUUUGUCAGAGGGAGUUGGAAGAAGAGAGCUUGCUGGAUCACUGUAUUACUCAUCACAGAUCAGAAAGGAGGUCUGUGUUCUGUCCACUUUGCCGUUUACUACCUAAUGAGAAUCCAGGCAGCUUUAGUGGCAGUUUAAUAAGACAUUUGCAAGUCAAUCACACUUUGUUUUAUGAUGAUUUCAUAGAUUUUAAUAUAAUUGAAGAAGCUCUUAUCCGAAGGGUCUUAGACCGGUCACUUCUGGAAUAUGUGAAUCACUCAAACACCACAUAAUUUUAUUAAAAGAAAAGAGAAGGAGACCAUACACUUGCACCAUUUGUUAAGAUGCUGCUUGAACAAGUGGAGGGGAAUUCAGUGUUCGGUGGGCAAAAAUGUACAACACAGUUACACGUUUGUCCAUGUUUCUUGUUUUAUUGCGUUUUUAAAACUGCUUUCAUUUUGAUGGCUUAAAUCUGUUUUACGUUCUUGAGUUUUUUAGAAACUUAACAAAAAGUAGUCUCCAUCAGCCAUUAACAUAUGGAAGAGAGCAUAAGGCAGGAUUUGUGGGUGAAGGGUCUUUAUUUGCAAAUUGAAUGAUACUGUGUGUAAUGUUACAUAUUAAUAUCUGCUAUCAUGGUUGAGCAAGAUAACUAAUCUUUGUUCUGUGUAAAAAGAUGGAGAAUAAAACCAAGUGUGGACAUUGAAGGAAAUACAAAAUCUGUUCUAGUGCACAUCUAAUCUCUAAUAGGAUAAUAUGAGUAGCCUUAUAUUAGAGUAGAUAAGGAAAAUUUUGGAAGUCAACAAAGGCCACUUAACCACAUUGUAAAACAUAAUACUGUAACAAAAUAAAUUUUGUGUUAGGAAUGUAUACUUAAUUCUUUGAAUUUUAUAACUAUGCACAAUAAGAAUCUAAUAUUGUAUUUUUCAAAUAUUUGUAGCUUAUUAUUUAGAACUAUUUCUACAAUGUAGGCAGUUUCUUAAGAACCUGAUAUUUAUAGUAGAAGUGUUCACAUCCAUAAUUUUUAGUGGAAAACCCUAAGGGCUUUGAUUUUUUUUUACUUCUUUUCCUUUAGAAAAAAUACAAAAUAUAAAUACUGAAAACCAAACAAAAUGUAGCUUUUUACAUCAUUAUAAGGAAACACUGUUUUAGAACUCUGACAGCCACUCGGUUAUCCUCUGUGUGUCCAGUCACAGUUAAUCAACCAUCUUCCCAAAUUCCACAGAAGUAACCACUACAGUGAUACCCAUUGUAAUCACCUCCUUGCAUUUCUUUAUUAUUACCCAAGUGUGUAUCUCUGCACACUAUAUUUUAAUCUUAUCCAUUUAAAAUUGUUUUAUUGGCUACAUCUCUUACAUCUUUUUAACCUAUAGGUUCUCCCUUCUUUCUUUUCCUUAGAAUUUACUGAAGAAUUUCAUCUCAUGACCUAUAGAGUUUCCCACAAUCUGUAUUUUGCUGUAUUUUGCUGACUAUGUACUCAUGGUACUCAGCAUGUUCCUCUUUCCUCUGGAUGUUGACACAUGGAUCUAGAUGUUUGAAUAGACUCAGGUUCAGUCCUUUUUGGCAAGACUAUAGGUUAUGGUGUGUUCUUUCGCCAGAGGGUACACAGUGUCUGGUUCUCUCUAUUUGUGAUGUCAGCUGAAGUUGAUGCUCAUUGCCUAGAUCCACUCACUGAUUUGUGAGUUGGAGGAUAUUCUAAUUCUAUCAUUGCUCUUUCAUUUAUUAGUUAGAACAGUUUUAUAAAGAGAUGUUUCCCCACAUCCACUAUUUGGUUUACCACUGGUCAAGUUUGUACAAGAAAGGGAAAUUAAAUAUUUGUAUUUUCCUCUCAUUUACUAAUUUUCAAGAUAAUAAACUUGUUUCCAGUUACCUUCCAGAGAUCACUUUUUUUUACUGUUAUGAACUCAUGGGUUCAAACGUAUUUGAUAGGCUUCAACCCAUUUCAAAUAUUACCUUAUUUAAGUUCAAAUUGUCCCCAUCUUUUGGCCAUUGGGAACCUCACCAAGUUGCCUCUGAGUCAUUUUGACACUACACUGUCUUUAUUACCUUCCUUGCUAUCUGGAAGACAAGAUAUUCCAGGCUCAACUUGGUGUGUUUCCUGCCCCAGACAUGGAAUGAGCCAUUUCUCUAAGAAGCCUGGUUACUUUCAGUAAGAAAUGGUAUUUCAAAACCGUAAUCAGGGCUCUGAGAAUGCUCAUUGCUGUUAGAUUGGCCAUUGUUUCUAGGAGAAAGCUAGGAAAUCUCUAUUUUUUCUUUUUUUAGUAUGAUAAAACACGUGAGUUUAUUGUGAAACUUCCAAAUCAAAUUGAAUACUACAGAGUUUUUCUUAAUGCUUUCUAUUACAACUGUAUUUCCAUUUUCUAUACUGAGAAUCCUGGUUUUCAAGGACCUAUAUAGGACAUGCUAGAGUUAGAAUAUCCCACAAUUACUCAUUUCCUUUACUUACCUUACACAUGCAAGUUACAAUUUGAUAACUGAAACAAUUAAAAUUUUUCCAUUUGCCUUUCCCAUUCUCUGUUUUCAGAAGUCAUACUAUGUCAGCGUUUCUAGAACAUACUGGUAUAACAUACUAUACUCUCUCCCUUCUAACCCCCAUUUAGUCUUAGUUCUUCAAAUAACUGUAUAGUCAGUGCUUGCUACUAGUGAUUAUCUGAUGGCUCUAUUUUUCAUGUCUGGCUCCUUAAUGACACAUCCAGGAUGCAGAAUGACGUCUCUGUAGUGUAAGCAAGCGAAGGAAGCUAUGAAGACUAGUGAUAACAACUGAGGAUAAAAUACUUGGCCGUAGUUAGCUUUUUAAUCGUCAUCAUUUAUGAACUUGGUUCCUUACACAUAAAUGUAGUCAUAGUCAUGGUGCCCCCAAUUUUUUAUAAUAAAUUAUCCUUUCCUUCCUUAAAGACUUGAUUACUAUUCUGCCAUCCACUGUGAAGUAUUUAGAAAAAGAUAAACCCAGAUGAAAUCUG